Cygnus olor (mute swan) is the source of this 4232-nucleotide messenger RNA. It is a transcript of the gene PJVK, whose product is annotated as pejvakin. The transcript is spliced from 6 exons. Gene Ontology annotation, biological process: programmed cell death. The record is from RefSeq and is a predicted model, not a curated record. Bases 1218 to 2291 code for a protein of 357 amino acids. NCBI's taxonomy places the organism in Eukaryota, Metazoa, Chordata, Aves, Anseriformes, Anatidae. Gene Ontology annotation, cellular component: cytoplasm.
GUUUAAAAAAUGUUUUCAUGUGGAAAUUGUAUUUCGGGAAAAAAAAGCCAACCAAACAAAACUUUUCACCCAGCACCAAGUGAUAAUAUUCAUAUCAAAGUGUAACUUCACAGGGCUGUGGCUGAUAUUUUAUAUUCUGUAACUGCAGAAGUACCAAAAAGAAGUGCUCCAACACCAAGCAGCUGUGUGCUCACCACUCUUGCAAGAAGUAAGAAGUUCAAGUCCCUGCCAGCUGGACCAUUAUAAUUCCAUGGGGAUAUGUCAGUUCCUGCAGCAUCCACCACAGUGAUGCCUACUGACCCUCUUUCUUCCCUUUACAAUUUAUCUUUUUGUACUAGUGUUUUUCCUCUAGGAUCCUUGAGCUGCUCCUUAAUAUCAAUAAUCUCACUUCUGUCUGUAAUUUUACAUUUAUUGUUUUCCACAAGUACACUCUAUACACUUUCUGAGAGCUCUUACUGAAAAUUUGGAAAUUUCAAAUUCAGAGCCAAAUAUAUGCAGCUGGUCUGUCUCAAAACCAGUCCUGUGCUCCAUGGGAGGAGAGUACCAUGCGCUGAGUGAGAGCCCACCGCUGCCUUCCAGCAAUUUCCAGCCUUCGCUUGGCCUCUGUGCUUCCACAGAGCCCCGUGCCACUGACUCCCUCGCUGAGCUUGAGCAGGUUCUGUAGUGCAGCUGCUGCUGAAAGGAAACACCACCUCAGCAGGUCUGUUUGCUUCCACAAAUGUGUAAUUGAGGCGCUCUCCCUGAUGCUGGUGGCAAAACAUGCUAGGAUUUGGCUGCAGCAAGGAUGCAAUAAACAGCAAUGCAUCAAUAACUCCUGUCAGGAAGCUAAGGAUUGCGGAAGUUGCUGUCUUCUCAUUCUAAGAUUUUAUUUUGGUUUCCAAACAGUGGUGUUAAACUGCAGAGGAAAGGACAAGCAUUUCCCUAUCAGUUUACAUUGGUAAUUCAUUAUUCAUGAUGCAGAACUAGAGAGCUUAGCUGAAGGUCUUUGGGAGAGGUCUUCAGCAACACAUCUAGAAGCUGGAUAGUUAAGAUGCUUUCAAGUCUUUACAAGUAAAAUAUAACUUGCUUUAAAAAAAAGGAAAAAAAAAGUUUUUUUUUUUUUUUUAAUAUUACUUUGUUUCAAAGAACAUUGUAAAGAGAAAUUGAACAUGGGUUUGAGGUCUGGAAGUUACACUUGAUGCAGAGGGUUUUAUUAUUAUCAUCACUAAUGUUGUAAUAUGUUUGCUGCUGCAACCAAAAACUUUGUUAAACAGGUUGGUGACGGAGGAAGACUAGUUCCAGUGCCCAGUCUCAGUGAAGCUGAUAAAUACCAGCCUCUGAGCCUUGUGAUUAAGAAAAGAAAGUGUUUGCUUUCAAAAAAAUCUAAAUUUGCAUCAACACCUUUCACAUUAAAAGACAUUCUUCAAGGGGAGAAAGAAAUUUCUGCAGGUGUCUCAUCUUACCAGUUGCUCAAUUAUGAAGACAAAUCGGAUGUUACGCUCAAUGGUAGAAGAGGAAAUCAGAUAAUGAACGAUGUUGGUUUUGAUGUUGCUGGAUCAGAUUCUGUUGCCUUUAAAGCUUCAUUUGGCAUAGUGACCAAACAUGAGGUUGAAGUACCGACAUUACUUAAAGAACUCACUACAAGAAAAAUAAACUUUGAUCACUGUCUAGUACAUCAAUCAAGAAAAAGUAGGAUGGAGAUUUUGUGCGUGGUCAUGGAAAGUAUUAGGACUACAAGGCAGUGCUCAUUAACUGUCCAUACUGGAAUGCGUGGAGAAACAAUGAGGUUUCACAUUAUUGAAGACCAAAAUUAUAAAGGACGGGACAAAGCCAUUGUUUUUCCUGCACAUACAACAAUUGCUUUUAGUGUAUUUGAGCUUUAUAUUCAUUUGGAUGGUAAUUUUGAACUAUGUGUGACUCCAAUUUCAAAAGGAGGAUUUGAAAAAGAGAAAUCCAGAUCAUCUUCAAUGAACAAAUUAAGGAUGUUAAAGAGUAAUCUCUUCCAUCGAAAUAAAAGAGUAGUGGAUACCAUCGUUAACUCUGAUGUUUACUUGGAGGACGUUUUUACAGACUAUUAUGAAAAAGCUGCAAGCCUGACCGAUCUCUCUACAAGCUAUCUCAGAGAAGGGGCUCAUAUCCGGAUUAAUUUACUUCAUAAUAACAUCCCGAAAGGUCCCUGUGUCCUUUGUGGAAUGGGAAGUUCUAAAAGGGAAACAGUCUAUGGAUGCCUAGAGUGUUCUUUUAAUGGACAAAAGUAUGUACGACUGCAUGCUGUGCCCUGUUUUGACCUCUGGCAUAAGAGAGUGAAGUAACUGAUGUAGGUAAGUGCCUAUUGCAGACAUGGGCAUAAAUAACUGUGCCACAGACUUUUCAGAAUUAGUAAAUGUGACUCAUUUUGUUUAAAUGCAAAAUAGUGAAAGUGCAAAACUUUUUAUAACACUAUUAUAUACAAAUGAUUUGCUUCACAAUGACCUUAAUUACUUGAAAAUGUCCUAAUGCAUUCCCUGACAUUUUGCUUUUCUUUUUUCUAGUACCUUCUCAUUGUAUUAUCAUAAUUAAAAAUGUGCUUUUAAACUGUAUUUUCAUAAUGUCAAAAUAUAUGCUAGAACCUACCUAUAAGUAAGUUGUUUACAUAAAUUUGUUGUUAAACCCCAAAAUGUUGCCUUUAUCUACACUGGCAUAGAAUGGUAAAAUGAGAAUAUUUGUUAAUAAUUUAGUGUUCUCAUGAAUGUUUCAUUGAAGUAUCAGAUUAAAAAACAUGCUAAAGCUUAGCUCCGUCUAAUGUUUCAUUCACAAAAGGGAACUAAAACUGGGGAUGGGAGUUUCAUAUUAGAGUGUCUUUACUAAUAAGUACCAGCCAGUCUACCUUUUUUGAGUUUUUUUUUUUAGGUCAUAGCUACUCAUGACUUUCAUACCAUUUAUGUGUUCAGAAAAAAAAGUGUUUAGCAGGAAAUGUUUAUGAAAGUUACAAAGAUAACAGAACUAAAUCCUUCCAACUAGACUUCCGGCUGAUGGUCUUCAUCUAUAGAUCUCAACUAUGACAAAUUAAGUUUGUGAUGUUAAGAAUAUAUUCUCCAGGGGGCACUAGAGAAUAGCACCCAAUACAGAGAUUGGGAGUGCUGUUGAGUGUACUGUUCAAACCUUCCCCACGCUAUGUUAAAGCAGAAAGACAAUUAAAUUUUAUUUGUAUGUUUUAUAAUGGUUUUAAGAUAAGUCAUAUAUAGAAAUCUUUUUUCCUAGGCUGCCAUUUUCACUGUGUACAUCUCCUUAUUUCAUGUUGAAAUAAAUGAUCAUUUUUCUCACUAGAAAGGUACAUUACGGAAGUGUUGUGAUGACAUCUACAUACACAGAACAGCUCAUUAAGCGGAAGUACCGUAUAUUAACUAUCAGUGUUAGUUUGCAUUUUUCCAAAGUGAGGGAAAACAGAUUCAUGCCCAGAUAAUUACCUUAUAUAGAAUAUCUCCUAUCAUCUUCCACCUCAUUCAAAUAAAAUAUGAUAUUGUAGAUUUUCAGCGUUGUGCUGCUGAACAAUCUGGCUAACUGCAUUAGUAAUUUUAUUACAAAGUUUAAAAACUUCGUUGAAAAUACUGUAUUUUCAUAAACACCAAACUUCAACUUAAUAUUAUAAAGAGGGUAUUUUAAGUUGCUUUAAAAACAUUUGUGGUUUUGUGUUGAAAUUCCACAGACAAGAUUCAUUUAUUUUAAGGCUUUUUAUAGACAAAUUUGCUGCAAUGGCCAAUGGCCUGUGCAGCGUUUUAAUGGAGUUACCUUCCUGGAAUUGUUUUCUCCUUUUAUUUUACAGGGAACUUAGAAGUAUUCAUCCAGUUAUUUUCUCAUUUUGUCAACAACUACUGGAACCAUUUUUUUUUUGGUGACUGACAGGACAGAAACAAUUAUUUUGACCAGUAAUUUACACAUUAAGGAAAACAACUGAGCAAUAGUGUAGAUUAGGAAAUGACAAAUCAGUAACAAUAGUUCUUGUUAUGUUCCAAUUGUAUUUAUUUCUUUUGCAACACCUAACAUAUUUUAUUAGUUGAGUGUUAAAAAUAAGAUUUUUACAGUUACCUUAGAUAUAAAAAGAUGCCACUAUAAAAAAUACAAAAGAUUUUGUGAUGAAAUAUUACUUUGGAUUUUUUUUUUAAAUUCAGUGUCCAGAAAACAGCCAAAGAUUUUAUGAAUGUUUAGAGUUCAUCAUGCUGGUAGACAUUGUACUCCUUUGCUGAUAUGAAACCAUCGCCAUCAUGGUCAUUCUU